Carcharodon carcharias (great white shark) is the source of this 3306-nucleotide messenger RNA. Its product is annotated as gastrula zinc finger protein XlCGF7.1-like. The transcript has 2 exons. Bases 185 to 1138 code for a protein of 317 amino acids. Lineage: Eukaryota; Metazoa; Chordata; Chondrichthyes; Lamniformes; Lamnidae. The record is from RefSeq and is a predicted model, not a curated record.
AAAAAAAUCUCUGCCCAUCGCCAUCACUCGCACUGCGCAUGCUCCAGUCUCGUAACCCAGGCGGACCAAUGAAAAGAGAUUAGAAGGGGAGGAAUUGCAGUUGGGAAACGGAAACAAAACAUCACAUCAGGAUCUGAAGGAGUUGCCCCAUUUAUUGUAACCUGAAUAUCAUUGGAUUUUGAACAUGGAAGAAAAAAGCACCAUUCACAGUGGAGAGAAACUGUACACAUGUUGUGUGCGUGGACGAGGCUUCAGCCAAUCAUCUGACCUAUCGAAUCAUAAAUGCAGUCACACUGGGGAGAAACCGUGGAAAUGUGGGGACUGUGGGAAGGGAUUUAAUUACCCAUCUGAGCUGGAAAAUCAUCAGCGGAGGCACACUGGGGAGAGGCCGUUCACCUGCUCUGAGUGUGGUAAGGGAUUCACUUGUUCAUCAACCCUGCUGCAACAUCGACAAGUUCACACUGAUGAGAGACCUUUCAAAUGUCCAGACUGCAGGAAGUGCUAUAAAAGUUCCCGGGAACUGACUGGCCAUCAACGUGUUCACACUGACAAGAGACCGUUCAGGUGCUCUCACUGUGGGACUGGGCACAAGACAUUAUCCAACCUCACUGUGCACCUUCGAGUUCACACUGGGGAGAGGCCGUUCACCUGCUCAAAGUGUGGGAAGGGAUUUGCUCAUUCAUCUCACCUGCUGACACACCAGCGAGUUCACACCGACGAGAGACCUUUUAAAUGCCCAGACUGUGGGCAGUGCUAUAAAAGUUCCCGGGAGCUAAUGUUUCAUCAAGGUGUUCACACUGACAAGAGACCAUUCAGGUGCUCUCACUGUGGGACUGGGUUCACACGUUCAUCUGAUCUGAUUGUACACCAGCGAGUUCACACUGGAGAGAGGCCGUUCACCUGCUCCGACUGUGGGAAGGGAUUCACUCGGUCAUCCCACCUGCUGACACACCAGCGAGUUCACACUGGAGAGAGGCCAUUCACCUGUCCUGAUUGUGGGAAGGCAUUCACUCAGUCAUCUAACUUGCUGACACACCAGCGAAUUCACACCGGAGAGAGGCCGUUCACCUGUUCCGAGUGUGGGAAGGGAUUCACAACCUCAUCCAACCUGCUGAAACAUCAGAGAGUUCACGAGUAACUACAGUGAUUGAAUUUUUCGUAAUCACAUCCAGGACUGGGCCAUAUUCAUUUGGAUCUUUCUCUGUUGAUGUUAAUAAACUCCAGCCCAGUUAUAGGGGCUAAUAUUCUGGAUAAAAGUCUAAUAAAUCAGCUUUGUGCUCAACACACAACUGUCAGGUCUUUUUAAUAUCUCUAACACAGGUUAAUUCAUUUUGAAGGGCUCUCCCUCUCCCAUCUCCUCCAUCCUCACCUCCAACAACAAGUGUGAGGAAUUGCAGUCGGGAAACGGAAAAAAAACAUCACAUCAGGAUCUGAAGGAGUUGCCCCAUUUAUUGUAACCUGAAUAUCAUUGGAUUUUGAACAUGGAAGAAAAAAGCACUGUUCACAGUGGAGAGAAACUGUACACGUGUGUGUGGACGAGGCUUCAGCCAAUCAUCUGACCUGUCGAAUCAUAAAUGCAGUCACACUGGGGAGAAACCGUGGAAAUGUGGGGACUGUGGGAAGGGAUUUAAUUACCCAUCUGAGCUGGAAAAUCAUCAGCGGAGGCACACUGGUUUGAGUGUGGGAAGGGAUUCACUUGUUCAUCAACCCUGCUGCAACAUCGACAAGUUCACACUGUUGAGAGACCUUUCAAAUGUCCAGACUGCGGGAAGUGCUAUAAAAGUUCCCGGGAACUGACUGGCCAUCAACGUGUUCACACUGACGAGAGACUGUUCAGAUGCUCUCACUGUGGGACUGGGCACAAGACAUUAUCUGACCUCACCGUGCACCUUCGAGCUCAUGGAGGUCCUUUGUCACUCAGAUUGAGACAACCCGAUCAGCUGCCUCUGCUGCUUCCCUCCCUUCCACUAGCUCAUCGGGCCAAACUGCCCCUUGUCCAAACCCUGAACUCACUUCUUUCUCCUAUUUCUCUCCUGUCUUCUAUCUCCCUUAGAGGUCAUCUUGCUCGUGAGACCCACCUUCUGCUCCCUUGACUCUAUUCUCACUAAACUGCUGACCAUUCAUCUUCCCAAUGUUAUCUGAUAUUUUUAACGGGGGUUCUCUCUCUCUUUUGGCACUGGCGCUUUUACCUUUAAAUUCACCGUCAUCACCCAUCCUGAAAAAAAACCACUUGACCCCACCAUCCUGGUAAACUGCCACCCCCUGUCUGACCUCCCUUUCCUCUCCAGACUACUUGAACUUGGUGUCCCCCAAGGAUCUAUCCUUGGCCCCUCCUAUUUCUCAUUUACAUUCUGCCUCUAGGUGACAUCGUCCAAAAGCACCAUGUUAGGGUUCACAUGUACACUGACAACACCCAACUCUACCUCACCACCAUCCCUCUCCAUUCCUCCACUGUUACUAAAUUAUCAAACUGCUUAUCCGACAGAUGAGCAGAAAUUUCUUCCAAUUAAGAAUUGGGAAGACCAAAGCUGUUGUCUUCAGUCACCACUUCAAAUUCUGUCCCCUAACUAAUGGGUCCAUGCCUCUCCCUGGGAACUGGCUGAGGCUGAACCGCACUGUUCCCAACCUUGGUGUCAUAUUUGACCCCAACACGAGUUUCCAACUAUACAUCCACACCAUUAUUAAUACCCCAUAUUUCAAUCCCCAUAAUGUCACCUGUCUCCAUCCCACCCCAGCUCAUCUCCCGUUGAAACCCUCAUCCAUGCCUGUGUCACUUUUAGACUUCACGAUUCCAAUACAUUCAUGACCAGCUUCUCACAUUCACCCCACCUCAAAACAGAAACAUGAGAUCAUCCAAAACUGCUGCAUUCUCAUGCCAAGUCCCAUUUACACAUCAUUCCUGUGUUCCCUGACAUACAUUGGCUCCUGGUCCAAUAAUGUCUCGAUUUUAACCUUUGCAUCCUUGUUCAGAAAUUCAUUCAUGCCCUCAUUCCUCCUUAUCUCUAAUUUCCAGCUGCACAACCCUCUGAGGUAUCUGCACUCUUCUCAUCCGGUCUAUUUAGCAUUGCUGAUUUUAUUUACUCCAACGUUGGUGGCCACGCCUAGGUGUGAAGCUCUGAAAUUCCCUCCCUAAACCUUUCACUCUCUCUCCUGAUUAAAGUUGCUUAAAAUCUGCCUGUCAAAUCAAGGUUUUGGCCAUCUACCCUAAUAUUGCCCAGUGUAACUUGGUGUCAAUUUUUUUCUUUCUGAAACUCCUCUGACCUUAUGAUACUUUAUUAUAUUAUGUAAAUACAUGUUGUUACUGUU